Messenger RNA from Branchiostoma belcheri (Belcher's lancelet), 4925 nucleotides. RefSeq names its product enolase 4-like. Gene Ontology annotation, molecular function: magnesium ion binding; phosphopyruvate hydratase activity. The record is from RefSeq and is a predicted model, not a curated record. The transcript is spliced from 13 exons. Gene Ontology annotation, cellular component: phosphopyruvate hydratase complex. The coding region runs from base 184 to 1914 and encodes 576 amino acids. Gene Ontology annotation, biological process: glycolytic process. NCBI's taxonomy places the organism in Eukaryota, Metazoa, Chordata, Leptocardii, Amphioxiformes, Branchiostomatidae.
AGAUGGCGGACUAGUUUGAAAAAAAAUUGCAGUUGUCACAUUCAAACCAGUUUUUCUUUAUAUUUAUAGACGGUCAGUGGGUUCAAUUACUCGCAAUUUAUAAAGUGUCGUAUUGGUGGAAGGCUUGAAAUACACCAGCCGUCAUAUACUUGACCCAAGGACGCGUACGUGCCAUAAGCUACAAUGACAUCAGCCGCCACGAGCCGCCUGGGCGGGACCACGACAUCCAGCUCAGCACGGGAGGCGCGGGAACUGUACGAACUGAAGCAGCAGGCCGUCAAGUUCUACCAGGACAACCACGUGCCACAGCGCAUGGAACAGGUUCUCAACGACAUGUUCUAUGAGAACCCAGAGGACAUCUAUGGCCAUCUAGCUGAAUAUUUCCAACAGUAUGCUAAACCACCAACAGUCAGCCAGGUCACUGUUCAAGAGGCAGCAGACUGUAGGGGACAACCUACCAUACAGGCAGAAAUCCAUGGAGUGGUCAACAAUAUAGACAAAGUACUCUGCACAGUUACUGUUCCCACCACCAACUGGGACACAACUGUUACAGAGGAAGAGGAGGCAGAGAAGGCGGAGUCAUUAAAGGUUGCCAUGGAGUACCUUGCUGGGCCAAUCACAGAAGCCCUGUCUGGUACAGAGGUAGCCAAUCAGAGGGAAGGAGACCAGAGAGUGAAGAGUUUCAUAGCAAAGAUUCUUGAACAGUUUGAAGAGGAGCUGAAAGCUAAGAAAGCAAAGGAGGAGGAGGAGUCUCCCAGAGCACCGACACCCAAAGCACCUUCAGAAAAGGGCGGCAAGGGGAAGAAGGGAAAAGGCAGUGCAACAAGUGUCAUUCUACCACCACAACCUAAGGAGGAGCUUCCUCGUGGUAUCCAGGCUGUGUGUGCAGCAUCGCUGGCCCUACUGGAGGCUGGGGCCCAGGCUAGCAGGCAGCCCCUGUACUCACAUGUAGCAGCACUCAGGACCGGAGAGGUGCCUAGCAAGCUGAGACUCCCCCUGCCAAUGGUGUGUGUGUAUCACGGUGGCAAGGCUGGACCAGGCAAGCUGAACUGUAUCAAAGAACUGCUCAUCAUGCCAAAACCAGGACUGCCAUUUAAAGAGGCCAUGAGAAUGCUGACCAACAUCCACAACCAGGUGGGAAAAGCGCUGGCAGCAAAAUCAGGGCCGACAGCGAGGAACACGACAGACCUGGGUGCGUACUGCCCGCAGUAUGACAAGCUGGAACAGCCGCUGGACCUGGUGCAGGAGGCGCUGGCUGCGCUGGAGCUGCAGGCGGGCGAGGAUGUCCACAUGGCCAUCAACUGUGCUGCACACGAGAUGUUCGAACUGGAAAAGGGCAAGUAUGAGGUGAUGACUGGAACUCAGAAGACCCCUGACGAUAUGGUGGACUUCUACAAUGACAUCCUGACCCGCUACCCGGGUGUCAUUGCACUCAUCGACCCCCUCAGGAAGCAGGAGAAGACAGCGUGGGUGAAACUGACAGAGGCAGUGAGUGAGAAGUGUUACCUGAUGGGUGACCAGGUGUGCCCACGGACUGAGAAGUUCCUGGUGCAGGGCAUGGAGGAGACCAGGAGCAGUGCAGCAGUCUUCUCCUUACACAGCCUCACCACUGUCAGCGAUGUCAUGGAUGCUGCCAAACUUGUCGUAGAUGGUGGUAGUGAGGUGGUGCUGGCUGCCUGUCAAGGUGACACAGCUGACACUACACUGGCAGAUCUGGCUGUUGGACUGGAGGUGAAGUUUGCCAAGUUUGGAGGGCUGGGGAGGGGGGAGAGAGUGGCCAAGUACAACCGACUGGCUCAGAUCGAGGCACAGCUGGCAGAUCAGGACAAACUGACACCUCAGGAGGAGCACAGGUUCCCCAACAUCCUCCCCCCUCCCCCACCUGAGGAGCCGGAGGGCGAGGCUGCUACCUGAGCUUUAUUGUCCUUCACUGUCAUCAUUUAUUGUCACACAUACAAGUCAUUUAGUUUACAGUGACCAAUGCACAGAAUCAGGUACAUGGAUGCCAAACUUGAAUAGUGUGGUUGGUUACAACAGAAACAUGGGAUUGCUCAUUAUACAGGCUACUUCAACGUGCCUUGGGACUUGCAACUGAGAAAGAAAUGUUAUCUUUUAGAUCAGGAAGCAAUUCCUGGAAGGAUCAUCAAAACAUAUUUGAUACUUAACAACACACAAUAGUGUACUUUAAAUUUGAAAAUACACUAAAAUAUAAAAUCUGUAUAUAUGCCCAAUCGGAGGAAAGUGGAUCUUAGUAUAGCUUGUAGAAAUGCACAGUCAUGUACUUGUUGCUGGUGCCUCUGAAUUACAUUGAAUUGUUAGACUACAUUGUACAUGUACAUGUAUGUUCAAAAGUAUGGGUUGGAUUGCUUUAGUGAAUUUGUAACACUUGUGAAAUAUUCUCUAGUAAAAUUGACAGCUAUGGAAAUACUGAUAUGGUGUACAAUUGAUAUUGUUUUGAAUAUUUUUAGAUACUGCUUAAGGAUGAAAUUUUCACUGUUUGGUGUAUGGUAAUGUUUUCAGACUUACUGGCACAGGCAAAAAGUAAGAAAAAUCCACAACUUUUUUGCAUUACCCUGUUAAUGUCACAAAUAGCACAAACUAACAAUCUCACACACUCACAGAUCAAAGUCACUCUCCUUUAUUACAGCUCCAGACCAUUUGGACUCACAAAGCCCACCAACACAUCAACAUGUAGUACACAGAUACAUGUAUAAUAGACUUGGUACAAUAAGCAGUAUAGAUACAAAACACUGCACUGGGUUCAUAAUGCAAGAACACUACUAUAUGACACUGAGAAAAUCUUGUAACUUUGACCUCCCUUGCAAAAAUAUGUGGAUGGAGUACUCAAAACCACACUGCUUUUAGAUUUUUCAGAAGAAAAGAGGAGACGCAGAUGAACAAAUUUGAUGUCUAUCACUGGAAACCCAAGUCACAUGCAAACUGAAGACCUACUAGGAAAAAGGGAUGUAGAUGGGAUAUAGGCUCAAAUGCCUUCAGAGAACAAAGAAAUGCUAAUUCCCUCUUCCUUUGCAAAGUAUGGCACACAUGUUGAAAGGAUCUACAGCACUUCUGAGGACUAAAACAUCCUGUCGUCUUUAGAUAUAACAUAACAUCCAGGUUCAUACCAGCUAACAACAGACUGUCAAUCUGCUAUAUCAGCUCAAGGACGUUUUACAAUUGAAACUUUAACAGGUUACGUCUAUUAGCUCCUAAUAGAACAGCAGGGUAAUUCACUCUGACAUAAUUUCUGGUACUGCUCCACUGAUGAAGUAUCAAUUUGUAAUGCAUACUCCACUUUUGAAUCAGUGUACUUCACUCAACCCCAUGGUCACAGGACUCUCAUUUUGCAGGCACUGGCAAAUUACGCCUUGAGACUUUUCACAGAGCAGGUUUGUCAGUACCAGCCAUAUGCUUGUAGACAUACAUGUAUCCGAUACCAGACAAAUAUUGGACAUAUUUCAUAACAAACAUACAGAAAUAGCAAUAUAGGUCACAGACUCUUUUGUAAUCACCUGGUGACCCCAGAAAAGAAAGUGUUAUAUAACUGUCGAUCUACCCUGCAGCUGUUUCUGGUGAGAAAGUGGUAAACCAGGACACAUACAGCUACCCUGAAAGGAGCACUAACAUGGGGAAGGGGUGGGUUAUUUUCUAUCACAAAGUAACAGCCUCCUCCUGACUUUAGUGUUCCUUUAGCCAAUAUUGGGCUGGCUCUCUACCUGGUUCGAUAUGUCAAUCAUUUCAAUCUGUAAGUGUGGUAUUCUAUGCAGAUAUGAACCUCUGUGCUUCGUACAAACAAGACUUGAAAAUAAAUAGGAAGUUGACUGUUACAGCGACAAAUUUUACUCUGGAUAGCAAGCUAUGAUUAGUUAUCAUGAUUUUCCUUAGAGUGGAACCUGAUGUAUAUACAAUUUUGUGAUAUACUUUACACAUCUAUAUAUUUACAGCAAGGUAAUGAUCAUCAAAAUUAUUUUUUUUUCUCCAAAAAGCUUUUUGCCAAGGAUAUUGGCUACCAAGCAGAUGUUUUGGGCCUACAUCUGCAUCAUUCCAAAUUUAAGUUUUACCCAAUAAGUAAUAGAUGAUUUUGUACAUAAGACACUUAAAAAGUCUGAGAUAAAGCCCUUUGCAUGUCAACUCUAUAUAUCAUACUGCACCUUUGCUGCUUAAAAACAACCAGUGACCAUUUUUGAUUGAAUUUUUUCUCUGUGAGAAAAAUCCAACAGAAACAUCUGAUAAUUCUGUUUGUGCUAUUCUGACAACUCUGCAGUCAACUCUUUCACCAUUGACUAAAUAUUGUAAAACCAAAAUAAAUUUGAUGAACUUGGAAGUUUUGCUUAUUGACUACACUGUAUACUCUUUCACUCACUCACUCUUUACUCUUAACAAUUAUUUAAAAGCAGCAAGUAUUAUGUCUCCAUUGUUAGCCAAUGCCAUUUCUAGGAUUUUACAUGUGGCCUUAAAUAUCAUACAUGAAUUGGGAUUUACCAGAAAACAUGCAUCUUUUAAAAAUUAAUGGCACACUUUUCCCCAUCAUAGUUUUUGUAUCCUCUAAAAUAGUCUAGAAGCUAUUGCACUAAGUCAAUAAUACUUAUUAUUAAAUUCAUUCCAAAUUAUACAUAAUAAUACAGGCAAUUAUAAAUUUACAGCAUUCAAACUAGCUAGGACUGGUUCUGCUAUAUUAGAUAAUGAAUCCUCAUUCCCUCCACUGGAACAGAUAUUUCAUGUUUUCCCAGUGACUAUUAGGGAACUGAAAUGGGCUUUUUUUUAAUGAGCGCUUUAAGCAGGAAGGACUCAGUUGAUGUAAGUAAGUCACAAGAAAUUCAACAAAAAUCAUUGAAGGAGGGAGCAAAAAUAUUGGUACAGACUGCACCAAGGUUUGCACUGGCCACUGCUUGUCCCUGGAUGAUGGCUUCGUUGUAGUGCCUCUU